This is a messenger RNA of Oldenlandia corymbosa var. corymbosa, 306 nucleotides long. The record is from the annotation of a GenBank genome assembly. Lineage: Eukaryota; Viridiplantae; Streptophyta; Magnoliopsida; Gentianales; Rubiaceae.
AAAAAUCACCACCGUGCCAUUUCGCUUUCCUCCUUAUUCCUCCGCCUAAAGCCUCCCUCUUCCGCCACCUCUUGCUUCGCCCAUCCGCGUUACCUUUCUUCCGCCACCAUCACCAAUAAUCAACCAGCACCUGCUACUCCGACCAGCCAGCCGAAGAGGCUGGGCCAACCAAAGGGCUCCACUAAAUCCAAAGCCGACGCCGAGCGUGAGUUCGCCGCUGAUACUCCCGGUAUUCCCAGGAUGAGAGGCUCAACCAGAAUCCGACCCAGAAUCUCACAAACAUCAUCUAGUCAUUCCUCCGAUUAA